AUGACCGGAAGCUUGAUCGUCGCCAGUAAUUAUCCCACACCAGUGGUGGUAGGAAAGGAUUACACUGACUUCAUUCUCACUCCACUCUACUCAAGAAUGGGGCAAGAGGAGGCCGUUGCAAACAUACCCAUUGAUAGUAAGGUCUUUUGGGACAAGUGUAUCAAAUACAAAAAUCGUCUUAAUAAUUACAGACACCUUGGAUGGAUAGUACUGCUUGCCUCGGCUAUAAACGUCAUUCUUAUUGGUGGAAAGAGACGUGCAUUUGGAAUCUUUGUAACAGCACUGCACAAUGACUUUAAGAACACCUCAAUGACUGAACUCAAUUGGAUUGGUGAUAGUUAUGCGGCUGUGGGAUUCUUUCUCAUGCCUUUUAUGACAACAUUGAUAGUUCAAGUCGGUCGAGCUUACCGUUUUGCUAUGAUGGCUGCUGGUGCCUUUAUUUUUGUGAGUUGUUUUACAUCUGCAGCUGUGCCAUCACCUGGAUACCUCUUCGCUACUCACACCGUUCUUCAUGGUAUCGGUUCUACCCUCAUCUUGUGCACAACUGCUCUCAUAACUGGUGAGUACUUUGACAAGAAGCAUCGUUUUCAUGUCUUGGCAACGGCUUUUGUAUCCGGUGGACCGUACGGUGUACUCAUAUUUGGUCCCCUCUUCUCCAUUUGGAUACACAACUACGGUUGGAGACAUGCAUUUGAGAUUUGUGGUGUGGUCUUUCUUGGUUUCACUCUUUUGGCUGCUGUUGUUUAUCAGGCAAAAAGUAAUGACAAUUACGAGGAGGUUGAUAAUAACAGUCAAAAAGGAACUAUGGAAUCGGUAGAGCCCACUGCAGCCAGUGGUCGUGGAUGGGCACUGAUUUCGCUGUCGCAUUUACGGAAAAAUCUACAAAUAGUGCUAUGGGCCCUUGACAGAUUAGUGCACAACUUUGUUAUGUAUGGUCUCCUGAUGAAUAUGACAACUUACGUGACCGAGGCCUUGAAGGAUCGCAUUGAACAGGGGUCAAGGGUGAACCUUUAUUUUGGCAUCGGAGAAUCGCUUAUCUUCACUGCUGGCGCUCUGGUUGGAGAUCGAAUGCGGGGAUAUCUGCCGCUAUUUUACAUGAUUGGAGCCGCAUCUGCUGCUAUUAUUCUUCUAAUAAUGCAGAGUAUUUACAAGAAUGUGAAGGGCGUGCUAACGUUGGCGGGUUUCCUGGGUGCUGCAGUGGGAACAGGCAAUACAUUCCUUUACGCCACUUCAGAGGAGGUUAUGCUUAUUCACGGCUCCGUUGCCUUUCCAAUGACCAAGAUGAUUGCUGGGAUAGGCAUGCUGUUGGCACCCUUUCUCUCUGGGACGGUUAUUGAUACAUUUUCCUUCCGUGGAUAUUUUAUCUCAAUGGCUGUUCUGGUUUGCAUUCGGGUAAUCUUCUUCAUCAUCAUUUGUAUUAUACUAUGGAGGAAGAAGAAAUCACUCAAUCGAAAACGGCAGCAGGAGGCGGAAGCAGAGGCUACAAAGCUUCAACCGAAAAUUAUUACUACAGCACCAAGUUCUGAAGGUCCUGAUAAUGAGUCGGAUGCCUGUACCACUAAUCAUGGCUCUAUGGCUUUGCAGUAA
Molecule: messenger RNA, 1587 nt
Organism: Hydatigera taeniaeformis
Lineage: Eukaryota; Metazoa; Platyhelminthes; Cestoda; Cyclophyllidea; Taeniidae
Source: the annotation of a GenBank genome assembly